Molecule: messenger RNA, 750 nt
Organism: Lodderomyces jiufengensis
Lineage: Eukaryota; Fungi; Ascomycota; Pichiomycetes; Serinales; Debaryomycetaceae
Exons: 1
Coding region: 1-750 (249 amino acids)
Biological process (GO): DNA replication; DNA damage response
Cellular component (GO): nucleus
Molecular function (GO): double-stranded DNA binding
Source: RefSeq, a predicted model, not a curated record
AUGGGUAGAGCAGAAAUAGGCACAGCUAAAUACGAGUCCAAAAGACUAAAAGCAAGUGGACUACAAAAGUUAAAAUACUAUUGUCAAUUAUGUUCAAAACAAUGUAGAGAUGCAAACGGUUUUAAAAUGCAUCUUAAUUCCAAAUCCCAUUUAGGUAGAAUAUCAAAUAUAACAUCAUCAGAUUCAAGUUCUAACAUAAUACAGAAUUAUUCAAAUGAAUUUCAAAAAAAUUUCAUAAAUCUACUAAAACAAAAUCACAAUAAUAAAAAGAUAAAUGCUAAUAAAUUUUAUCAAGAAUAUAUUUUACAAAAAGAUCAUGUUCAUAUGAAUGUGACGAGGUGGAAAAGUUUGACUUCUUUUAUUAAAUAUAUGGGAUCUAAUGGGAUAGUGAAAGUUACAAAAAUUGGUGGAGAAGAAGAAGAAGAAGAUGAAGAGGAUGAAGGAGGUGAAGAUACAAAUAAUGACCAACAAGGUUUCAAUUUAGAAAUUCAAUUAAUUGAUACAUCUGAUUACUCAAAACUAAAACAAUCAGAUAUGAACAAUCAAAUUGAAAAAGAUCAAGAUUUAAGUGACAAACUUUUAAAAGAACAAAUUAGAAUUGGUAAAGAAAGAGAAGAGAAGGAAGCUAAAUCAAAAGCUAAAGAUAUAUCAAUAGAAAUUGAUAAAGAAGAACCAAAAGUCGCUGGUCCUAUCAAAAUAAGUUUAAAUAAGUUGAAAACCAAAAAAGUUUUAAAUAAACUGAUUCUAUAA